Molecule: messenger RNA, 2331 nt
Organism: Scheffersomyces stipitis CBS 6054
Lineage: Eukaryota; Fungi; Ascomycota; Pichiomycetes; Serinales; Debaryomycetaceae
Gene: LAC9
Product: lactose regulatory protein LAC9 and GAL4-like protein
Exons: 1
Coding region: 1-2331 (776 amino acids)
Biological process (GO): positive regulation of transcription from RNA polymerase II promoter by galactose; DNA-templated transcription
Cellular component (GO): nucleus
Molecular function (GO): DNA-binding transcription factor activity, RNA polymerase II-specific; zinc ion binding; RNA polymerase II cis-regulatory region sequence-specific DNA binding
Source: RefSeq, a predicted model, not a curated record
AUGAGUGUCUCCACACGAUCACCAAAUACGCACCAGGCGUGCGAUCUGUGUCGACUCCGAAAAAUGAAAUGCUCCAAAGAGUAUCCUCAGUGCCAAAAGUGCAAGGAACAGAAUUGGAAAUGUGUAUAUUCCCUUAAAACCAUAAGAUCACCGUUGACAAGAACUCACUUGCUGAAAGUGGAAGACCGUGUGAAAGCACUAGAGAAGUUGCUUGUCCGGUUGCUUCCAGGAGAUGUAGAGAUAAAUGACUUGCUCCGCGCUUCAGAAUCCAACUCAGACAUCAAGGAAGAAGUAGAAACUAUCGACAACCCGCAGUUCUAUAAGCAAAUCUCUUUGACCACUGAAGAUUUGAGCAACAUACCUAUCACCUUCAAGAAUAUUAACAAAAUCAGUCGGGAAAAGGUCCAGAAAACUCCGCUGGAACAGACUCUCGAUUACCAGCCUGAAGAUUACUUGAUAGACUUGGAAAAGUCAGACUUGAACCAGUAUGAUGAAAGGGAAGACAGUCUCAACAAUAACAUCAGCAAUAUUGACCAGCCGUUAUACUCUCCUAAUACUGAUGGAAUGGCUGUUUUGUCGAACGACAUAGGACUCAACUACGACUCACCUAAAUCCAAUGGUUAUUUCGGGAUUAAUUCUACCAAUGGUUUGCUUAAGUUUCUUCUGUUGAAAUCCAAGAAGACUGGUGGAAAAGAUGUAGUCCUCAAUUUAAACAACUUUAGCUAUAACGAUGAUGAGGAAGAGGAAGAGGCAGCAACGGUGCUUGAUGUCCAUCUAAACGAAAUAUGGAAAGGAAUCAACUCUGGUAGAAUCGCUGACUUGUUGGACAAUGCAGCCUUCCAGACUCUCGCUGUAUCCAGCUAUUUCGAUAUUUACCACAAUGCGUACCCGUUUGUAGACAAGUCGAAGUUCAUGAAGCAGUUUAACGCCAUGAUCAGCGGUGAUAACCCCAGCGAGUAUGACUAUGCCAAGAUAGAAGACAACGAAAAGAAGUUGAGUUUCCAUGUCCUAUUGAACACCAUUCUUGCUAUAGGUAUAUGGUGUAUCAGUGGAGAGAGCUCGCGUGUCCACACAUACUACUAUCAGCGAGUAAAGAACUUACUUCAGCUUAUCAACGUAUUCGAAUACAGCGACAGCCAGUUGUUCGUCAGUUACGUCUUGUUGAGCAACUAUGUCCAAAAGAAUAACAAGCCCAAUACAGGCUGGAGUUAUCUAGGAUUAUCUGCUAGGGUUGCAACAGCCUUGGGAUUACACAAGGAGGUUAAACUUGACCAGUUCAUAGACCACACUAAUGGUGAUAGCCCUAGAACAAACUUAAAGUUGUACAAGGAAAUUGAGCAUAGAAAACGUCUUUGGUGGGGAAUGUAUUUUUUUGACGUCGGAACAACGUUAACUUUUGGUAGACCGUUGACAAUUCCUGCUUUGAACACUAUUGACUUGGAACCGGUUCUCAAUAUUGAUGAUGAUAUUCUUAACUACGGCAACAUGUCACGAAUAGAAGACGCUGAGGUUAAGUAUCCUACCAUCUACACUGGUUUGAUUUACGAGUCAGAGUUAACUAAAAUAUCCACAAGAAUAUACAACUACAACUCAUCAGUGCUCAAGUUGAAGAACGACUUGUCCAAGAUGAUCGGUUUGUUGGAUAUGAACGAACUCUUGGAAGACUUUGUGGGGAAGCUUCCCUUAUAUUUCAACCAGAAUGACGAAAUUUCCACUCCGAACUUGUACCAACAAUGGCAGAAUACCAAAUAUGCAGCACAGCCUAUCCCCAAGUGGUUUUCGUUGACAAGACUCAGAUUAAAUUGUAGAAUCAAGAACUUGCAGAUGUUGAUAUUCAGAUAUAUCCUCUGGGAGUCCAACGAAGGGUUUGAGGAUCCUAACUUUAUUGCCUUGAUCAAGAGAUGCCGUAACAUAUGUUUCAAGUCUUCAGUAGAGACUAUUGAGAUGGUUGCCAAGUUCUUGGAGAAAUUUGAAAUCGAUCGCUUAACUGCCUGGUACUUGACGUACUUCUUGUUCCAAGCUGUUUUAGUUCCUAUUUUGAAACUUGGAAUUAAAGAUAUCGGCUUGGAUAGAACAGAUGAGGUCUACUACAGAACCGACGAUGUCAUCUCCCGAUAUAUCGAUAUUUCUCAACGUUCAUUUAACAAAUUGAAGCCUUACAACAAGUUGGCAGGCAAGUUCGUCAAGAUCAUCGACAUUCUUACGACAAAGGAUAGAGAGGCUACAAUUAACUACGAGAGCCUUUUUGCAAUUGAGCCAAACAAUGUGUCAUUGUUUGACAGUAUGGAGGAUUUCUUCAAUUUCGAAAACGAUGUCAUGCAAUUUAAAUAG